AUGAAUGUGGACAGGUUAUUUGAGAAGCGAGGAGCCGAGGAGUUCGAUGACAGCGAGGCAAAGAGGCCAGCACAAAAUCAUGAGGAACGUGUGCUCGAAUUUUUGAAACGUGACACUGUGGUCGAGCCACAGAAAAUUGUGGAGUACAAUGUACAAUGGGUCAAAAACAGUCUUACCAAACUGGGUGAGCUUGUGACAUCUAACCUUCAGAUGCGCGAGAAGCACUCUUCAGACCCUACCAAGGUGAUGGACAGUGAGUUUGAGUUGUUUCAGGGGCUCAAGGUUUGGUCUGAAAUUAGUAUCGCUUUGGCAGAAGCACCCGAUUACCAGCAGUGUUAUACAGUGUUGGUGGCAAGCCCUGUUUUUGCAGAAGUCGUGGGACUUCUUGCGAGCCAUCCUAAUAUUGACGUGCGCGAACAGGUGCUCUUGAUUUUGGUGGAUAUAGUGGAUGAAGAGCGGGAAGAGUGUCGUUCUGUACUAGGCCAAUUUUUCACGAAUUGCAAGAUUGGAGACCUGCUCGGCAAGUUUCUUGAACAGCUGGACUCAAUUGAGGAUCGAGAGUUAAUUGAGCAGUACUCUACGUUAUGUCUAGGAUUUGCGAUAACUCUAUGUGAGUUUCAAAAUGUCGCAUUGAGCACUCGCAAUGGACUGAACGAUAAAGUUUUGGAAAUAAUAGAAUCCGCCAAACAACAAAUCGACAAGACGAGCCAGUAUGCAAUGGAGUAUCUACAAGAGCUGCUAGUGGGAUGUGAGCAGUCCGAAAUUGAAAAGUUUGAGAAAGACAACGAUGCAGAUCUAGUUGAGACUCUGAUGGUGACAUGGUCGAAACUGCGUAAAGUGCCAAUCUCAGGAACUGAAAUGACGGAGUUUAAGGAGAAUUGUAUACUGCUGCUGGCCUACAUUUUGCGCUUUGACGCCUACAGAGCAAGGUUUUUAGAAAACGAUGGGCUGGAGCUGGCGAUGUUGUUCGUGGGCAGCGAGAUCUCCAAGCAGCAUAUCAGCACAGGUCUCAAAAUUUUGGCAUCUGUGAUAGACGAGCACACAGGACCGCUGGUGGUGGAGAUGGGCGUUCUGAAGCCACUUUUGAAACAUUUUGAGACCAAACUUCCGAAAGAAAACUCAUGCUCUCCUCAUGUCCUCAAGCUGCUUUCCCAGCUCUAUAAAUUUCUGCCGUUUGGAUCUGAUGCGCGAAUCAGGGUCACUAACAAACUCAUACACAAAGAGUUUGCCGGUCUGAAGAAAGUUCUCAGACUGUGGAAAUUGCUAGAGGCCGACGAUAGCGACAACGAGCUUAUCCUUGAAACCUUGGCCCUGACUGACACGGUGUUGCUAUGGGCUUUUAAUGAGAGUCUAGUGACUCCGGCAGGCGCACAACACUUGCUGGCUGAACACGAUGUCCAGCCUUCCCAGUUUCUUCAGGCUGUCGACUUGGAUAUAGAAAUGGCCGAGGACCAUGAAGAACGCGAGCUCCUCAUGUCUCUAAGAGACUCCGUGGAUGCCAAGCUGGAAAAUGGCAGAAGCGAAAAAUAA
Messenger RNA from Ogataea parapolymorpha DL-1, 1530 nucleotides. RefSeq lists its product as uncharacterized. Bases 1 to 1530 code for a protein of 509 amino acids. The record is from RefSeq and is a predicted model, not a curated record. The transcript has a single exon. NCBI's taxonomy places the organism in Eukaryota, Fungi, Ascomycota, Pichiomycetes, Pichiales, Pichiaceae. Gene Ontology annotation, cellular component: spliceosomal complex.